Trichosurus vulpecula (common brushtail) is the source of this 1057-nucleotide messenger RNA. Its product is annotated as aldo-keto reductase family 1 member B1-like. Gene Ontology annotation, molecular function: aldose reductase (NADPH) activity. The transcript has a single exon. Gene Ontology annotation, cellular component: cytosol. The record is from RefSeq and is a predicted model, not a curated record. Lineage: Eukaryota; Metazoa; Chordata; Mammalia; Diprotodontia; Phalangeridae.
CGUGUCCUUCUUCUGCAAGGCCGGACCAUCAUGGCUACCUUCCUCGUGCUGAAUAACAAUGCGAAGAUGCCCAUCCUGGGCCUGGGCACCUGGAAGUCCCCUCCAGGCAAAGUGGCUGAUGCAGUGAAGACUGCAAUUGAUGUUGGAUACUGCCACACUGAUUGUGCCCAUGUCUACCAGAAUGAGAAUGAAGUAGGUGAGGCCAUCCAGGAGAAGAUCAAGGCAAAUGUUGUCAAACGGGAAGAUCUCUUCAUCGUCAGAAAGCUUUGGUGCACAUACCAUGAGAAAAGCUUGGUCAAGCCAGCCUGCCAAAAAACUCUGAGUGACCUGAAGCUGGACUGCUUGGAUCUCUACCUUAUUCACUGGCCUACAGGAUUUAAGGCUGGAGACGAUCUUUUCCCAUUGGAUGAUAAGGGCAAUGUGAUUCCCAGUAACACAAGCUUUUUGGAUACAUGGACGGCCAUGGAAGAGUUGGUGGAUGCAGGACUGGUGAAAGCCAUUGGAAUCUCCAACUUCAACCAUGAUCAGAUGGAGUAGCUCUUGACCAAGCCAGGGCUGAAGUACAAGCCAGCAGUUAACCAGAUCGAGUGCCAUCCGUAUCUCACCCAGGAGAAGUUGAUCGAAUAUUGCCAGUCCAAGGGCAUUGUGGUGACAGCCUACAGUCCCCUUGGUUCUCCAGACCGGCCAUGGGCCAAGCCAGAGGACCCUUCUCUCUUGGAUGACCCCAGGAUCCAGGCCAUUGCAGCAAAGCACAAAAAAACAACAGCACAGGUUCUGAUUAGGUUCCACACCCAGAGAAAAGUGGUUGUGAUCCCCAAGUCAGUCACCCCAUCCCGGAUUGCUGAGAACUUUCAGGUGUUUGAUUUCAAUUUGAUUGAUGAGGAUAUGUCAACUAUACUCAGCUUCAACCGCAACUGAAGAGUCUGCGUCUUGACCAAUACUAUGUCUCACAAAGAUUACCCCUUCAACGCCCCGUUUUGAAGUUCUGGCUAGCUGUUGCCCAGUGUCUGGAUGACGGUCUCCUGAUGCUUGCAGCUCUGCCGACUCGUCCUGACAA